AUGGCAGGUUUGCUGGUGUCGGCCGAACUGCACCGGCCCCGGCUCUGCUCUGGCACCCGGUGGGGCAACCGGAGACUCCUYGGGCAUGAGGACGCACACAACUGCAUCCCCGAACUGGACAGCGAAACUGCCAUGUUCUCCGUCUACGAUGGCCACGGAGGGGAAGAAGUUGCCCUGUACUGUGCCAAGUACCUCCCUGACAUAAUCAAGGACCAGAAGGCCUAUAAGGAGGGCAAAUUGCAAAAGGCCCUGGAAGAUGCUUUCUUAGCCAUAGAUGCCAAGCUCACCACAGAGGAGGUGAUUAAAGAGCUUGCCCAGAUGGCUGGGCGGCCCCAGGAUGAUGAAGAUGAGAAGGAGAAAGUUGCUGAUGAGGAUGAUGUGGAUAAUGAGGAAGCUGCUCUUCUGCACGAAGAAGCCACCAUGACCAUUGAGGAGCUUCUCACGCGUUACGGACAAAACUGCAGCAAGAACCCCAAAACCAAGUCRUUAGCUCCGCCCGGGGAGAGCGCUGCGGAGGGGCCGGGCAGGCAGCACGAUGGGGAGCCCAUUAUGAAUGGGGAGGCCGACCCAGGGGAGCUCACCGACCACAAGGAGAGGAAGAACGGGAAGCCAGAUGAGGAGCUCGUGGGUAUUUCCUCCACUUCAGACAAAGCCAGUGCUGGAGGCAAUGGCCGCGCUCCGCAGAAGCCUGAAGUAGGCAAAGGGGACGAGGCCGUCACCUCUUCUACGGGGGAGGCCGGGCCCUCCUGCUCCUCCACGGGAAAGCCCCAGCGCACAACCAAGUCCAAAUUUUUUGAGGACAGUGAGGAUGAGUCGGAUGAGGUUGAGGAAGAGGAGGAAGACAGUGAGGAAUGCAGUGAAGACGAAGAUGGUUACAGCAGUGAAGAGGCGGAGAAUGAAGAUGAUGAAGAUGACACCGAAGAAGCUGAGGAGGAUGAAGAUGAAGAGGAGGAAAUGUUGUUACCAGGCAUGGAGGGGAAAGAGGAGCCUGGCUCUGACAGCGGGACGACGGCGGUCGUGGCCCUCAUCCGGGGCAAGCAGCUCAUCGUGGCCAAUGCUGGAGACUCGCGCUGCGUGGUGUCYGAAGGCGGCAAGGCCGUGGACAUGUCCUACGACCACAAGCCCGAGGAUGAAGUAGAGCUGGCCAGGAUAAAGAACGCUGGCGGCAAGGUCACCAUGGAUGGCAGAGUGAAUGGUGGCCUCAACCUCUCCAGGGCAAUUGGAGACCACUUCUACAAGCGAAACAAGAACCUGCCUCCGGAGGAGCAGAUGAUCUCUGCCCUGCCCGACAUCAAGGUGCUGACGAUAAACGACGACCACGACUUCAUGGUUAUUGCCUGCGAUGGAAUCUGGAACGUCAUGAGCAGCCAGGAGGUGGUGGAUUUCAUCCAGGCCAAGAUCACCCAGAAGGAUGAAAACGGAGCCCUGAGGCCGCUCUCCUCCAUUGUGGAAGAGCUGCUGGAUCAGUGCUUGGCUCCAGACACCUCAGGGGACGGCACCGGCUGUGACAACAUGACCUGCAUCAUCAUCAGCUUCAAGCCCCGCAACACGCACAGCCCUGCGGAGAGCGGGAAGAGGAAACUGGAGGCGACGGCAGCAGCGGCAGAGGAGAACGGCAGCGACAGCAGCAAGAAGAGCAAGCUGGAAUAACAGGCCUGGCACAGAGACUUUGCUGGGCGCUCACCAGACUCUCGUUUCUUAAACAUGCUGAACUCAAGACUCCCAAGUCUUGUCCUUUUUUUAGCCUUAGCAGAGGCCUUGUCUGUCCGUGUUCGUCGGGGGGUGGGGGGUGGUGAGCAAGGGCAUGUCACCGUGUCACACGUUCAUUUGUAGCCAUUCCAAAGAGCGAGGCCGGGGCUGCGCCGCACGGAGCUGCCGCGCCAGGGCCACCGAGGCCCGGGGCUGGAAGGAUAAUCCCCUCUUGUCUCCGUGUGGUUGUUGCCAUUUCUGUGCCUGUGACUUUCUGUUUGGAGGGAAGAACUUUUUCACUGUUGAGGUUUUUUAAUCUGCACCCGAUUAUUUAAGGCCCUUCCUGUUUUUAUUUGUGGAUCAACCUGGUCGUGGUGCUGCCGCCGCACCCUGUUCUGUUGUACACUUCCAAUGGAUCC
This is a messenger RNA of Nothoprocta perdicaria, 2108 nucleotides long. It is a transcript of the gene PPM1G, whose product is annotated as protein phosphatase, Mg2+/Mn2+ dependent 1G. The record is from RefSeq and is a predicted model, not a curated record. Gene Ontology annotation, biological process: protein dephosphorylation. Bases 1 to 1650 code for a protein of 549 amino acids. Lineage: Eukaryota; Metazoa; Chordata; Aves; Tinamiformes; Tinamidae. Gene Ontology annotation, cellular component: nucleoplasm. Gene Ontology annotation, molecular function: protein serine/threonine phosphatase activity; cation binding. The transcript has 10 exons.